Messenger RNA from Talaromyces proteolyticus, 1494 nucleotides. RefSeq names its product nucleoside phosphorylase domain-containing protein. Gene Ontology annotation, biological process: nucleoside metabolic process. Gene Ontology annotation, molecular function: catalytic activity. Lineage: Eukaryota; Fungi; Ascomycota; Eurotiomycetes; Eurotiales; Trichocomaceae. The record is from RefSeq and is a predicted model, not a curated record. The coding region runs from base 1 to 1410 and encodes 469 amino acids. The transcript is spliced from 2 exons.
AUGCGGCCCAGUAGCCGUGACGAAUUCGAAAUAGCAAUCAUUUGUUCCCUCCCUCUCGAGGCGGACGCUGUUGAAACGCUAUUCGACGAAUCCUACGAUAAAUUCGGCCGGAUAUAUGGCAAACAACGCGGGGAUACGAAUGCUUAUACAACUGGAAGAAUUGACCAGCAUAAUGUUGUCCUGUGCCAUAUGCCUGGGAGGGGAAAACGAAGUGCAGCGAGUGUAGCUACUAGUCUAAGAGUUAGCUAUACUAGCAUCAAACUUGCAUUAGUCGUGGGUAUCUGUGGCGGAGUUCCAUGUCCGCCUAAUAAUAGGUCUCACAUUUUUCUCGGUGAUAUUAUCAUUAGUGAAGGAAUCAUUGAAUACGAUUUCGGAAGGCAAUACCCAGAUACAUUCCAGCAAAAAACUGGCCAUCCCGAGACUCUAGGCAGGCCGAACCAAGAGAUUAGAUCUCUCCUAAGUGGUUUGAAGGCUACAAAGACAAUCAGUGAAUUUCAGAACCGGAUCUCACAGUGUCUCCAGGACUUGCAGGCUAAGUCAGAAAGGAAAUGGAGGUACCCAGGCAUUCAGCAUGAUAUACUCUAUGAGGCGUCCUAUUGUCACAAGCAUUAUCAACAAGGCAAAAAUACUCCGAAGUGCAUUUGUUUCGACCGGGACUCCCUCUACGAUAUAUCUUGUGACGAAGCACAGAAAAAAGACUGUAGGAGCCUUGGGUGCGAAAGACAGAGAAUCCUCCGACGUCGAGGACCCGAUGUUCGAGACCCUAUUAACCCUAAUUUCCACAUUGGGACCAUCGCAUCUGCUGACACAGUAAUGAAGUCCGGAUUGCAUCGUGAUAGACUAGCAUCCAAAGACGGCAUUAUUGGCUUUGAAAUGGAAGGUGCUGGAAUCUGGGAUAGUGUACCAGCCGUCAUUAUCAAAGGCGUGGGCGAUUAUGCGGACAGCCACAAGUCUAAAACCUGGCAAAAUUAUGCUGCUGCAACAGCCAGUGCUUGCGCCAAGGCCUUCUUAGAAUAUUGGGUACCUACUAAAAGAGACUUCCCCACAGAUUAUGAUGCUUACACGCAAUUCCCCGGCGGUCCCGCAUCAUUUCCCGACACUCAUCAUGAUUUGUCUUUUAUACAGCAAAUGGAAGGUGAUGACAGUGUUAAUAUGGAACAGAUUUACUCAAGUUUCAGCCAGGAAACAGUCAUGAUGCUUAGGCGUUCUUCACCCCUGCAAUACGCGAGUGAUAAUACUUAUUAUUCAAGUCCAGCUUCCUCUCACGAUCUAAUCGAAUAUGCUUCCACUCUCUACUCGCCUGACUCACCGCAACGCAAUAGUAGUGACGGUUUGAGGUCUCCCAUACGCCAAAUGCCGAGGGAUAUACGUCGCAAAUACUAUCGACCACAAAGAGUUAUUCCAGAUUAGGUUUAUUUAUUUUUAUUUCCGAUCUUAGAAAUUGUAUUUAGAAAAUUAUAUAUAAAAUAGUAGAAUGAACAAGGUGCGCGAAUC